AUGCUGGGUUCGAAUCAUACUUCCCAAGGUUUAAACAUUAUCGCCGAUUAUCCCGGUUUAAGUACCGAAAUUCGAUGGUUGAUAUCGGCUUUUGGAGGCAUCAUCAUGUGUAAAGUUGCUUAUGAAUUUACGGGAAUAUUUACACCCUUUGUCUUCGGAGGUUUUAUCAAACUCAACAAGGCACAAAAACUAGAAUGGAAAAACAGGGGUUUCUCAACCUUCCAUGCGCUUUUUGUGGCCAUUGGUUCCGUUUACCUUUUACUUGUUUCAGAUCUUUAUGAUGAACUUGAACAUGAAGAGUUGUUCAUCAAGAGAAGGUCUACCUUAUCAGACACCAUACUCGGUAUGUCUUGCGGUUAUUUUUUGUCAGACGUGGCCAUGAUUAUUUGGGCAUAUCCAACUUUAGGUGGUCUUGAAUAUGUCUUGCACCAUGGGCUCUCAUUGUAUUCAAUCAUGCAAUCUGUUUUAACGGGUGAAGCCGAGUUUUACAUCUUCAUGGUUCUUUUCACAGAAAUUACAACGCCCUUUGUGAACUUAAGAUGGCAUCUUGAUGUUGCAGGCAUGAAGUCUUCAAAGCUUUACUUGUGGAACGGUAUUGCAAUGUUCGUAGGGUGGUUGGUUGCAAGAAUCGUGUUGUUUGUCUUCUUUUUCUACCACAUCUACAAGCACAUUGAUCAGGUGAGGCAAAUUAAAAACGCUGCGUUUUACAGCUUGCAUACGAUCCCACCAGUGUUGGCGGUGAUGAAUUUGUUCUGGUUCUUUAAAAUUGCGAAAGGGAUGAUAAGAACUCUCAGGAAGAAGAAGGCUCAAUAGUCCCAUAGUUACACCAGCUAAAAGGAAAGGGUAAUUAUGUAAUUAGACAUCUUGUGAAUUCAAAUCCUGUACAGUUCUAUUUGUGUUAUCCUGCAUUAUAAAUGUUGCAAUGUUUAUUUAAAAAAAAAAACAUAUUUAAUUUUUUGUUUUGAAUCAAAGGUAUAAAAAACAUGUUUAUGUGACGG
Messenger RNA from Lactuca virosa, 998 nucleotides. Lineage: Eukaryota; Viridiplantae; Streptophyta; Magnoliopsida; Asterales; Asteraceae. The record is from the annotation of a GenBank genome assembly.